AUGUCGCUGGCGACGCCGCUGACGCUACUACCGGCGGCAACCUGCCCGAAUGCCACCGUCGCGUUCGUGACCAUGCCAGAGAAGACGCCCCCGAUCACAUCCAACACGGCCACGGUCGCCGCGGAAGCCUCCGAGACCAUGCUGUUGACGGCACACACGGCGGCGCUGCGGCCGCCGUUGUGCUUGCUGCCCGAGUCGCCCGCCACCAUCGCAUCCGUGUCGCCGACGGCGGAGACGUUUCCGACCAGGUCCAUCAAGACUAUGAUUGGGCUCGAUCCCAAGUGUCCCUGGCUGACCACGCUCCGUUCUUCCGGUUUCCACGCCUCGAACGACGGUGGUACACAUGUGCUGGCCGUACCCAUCGUUUACGGCGCGUGGCUGCCCGUGAUACUAUGCACGCUGCGGUCAAGUCCAGCCUGCCAGUUCGCCCCUCACUCUCCAAGUCCAGCGUCGUUGGAGUCGCCACACGCUCAGCUCCUGUGUUUGGACUCGCUGUCCGUCGUGUACCCACCCGACGACCACGUCCCGCACAACCGCCGCAACAGCGCAUUUGUUGUCGAUAACGCACCCCCAACUCUCCUCACGGCAUUGCCGCCGGGUGUGGCUGUCAACCACGUUCAGCUGCGAGACGCCGAGAUUCCGCUACAGGACCCCGAGAUGGAGCGUCGGAGGCGGCACUGGACGACUGCCCACUAG
Messenger RNA from Phytophthora sojae, 696 nucleotides. RefSeq lists its product as hypothetical. The record is from RefSeq and is a predicted model, not a curated record. Lineage: Eukaryota; Oomycota; Peronosporomycetes; Peronosporales; Peronosporaceae. The transcript is spliced from 5 exons. Bases 1 to 696 code for a protein of 231 amino acids.